AGUCAGUGUUCGUCCGGUUGUCGCGCGUGUCGUGUCGAGCUCUCACGACGACAGAUUAUCCAAGUCCAAACAGGAGUCCAAUGAUCAGAAAUUAUAAUAACGUUCCCUCAAGUCCAAAUAUUUUCAAUUCUCCUGUUGGGAAGUUUUUGGUUGAGGAUGAUCAUGAUUCUCCUAUUAAUCAUUUGAUGACUUCUCCAUCUCCAAAACAAGACAAGUCAACAAUAUUUAUGUCACAGCCAAACAAACUAACUCCAGAUACCCCAGUGUUAAAGACAUUAAAGACAAAUAAUGUUAAAAAAAAAUUAUGUUUCUCACAACCAUCAAAUUUAUCAGAAGGUAUACAUGCUCAACAAAUUAAAAACAAUGUUAAUAAUAAUUCUUCUACCGAAAACAAUGAAAUAAAAAAUGGCGAUUUUCAAAACCUUGUCCUGACUUUAUUAAGUAAAAUUAAGUAUGAAAUAUCUAAUUUAAGCUCAACAUUAAACAUUCAACAAGCUACCAUAAACGCAUUUGACACUUUUUUAAAAAGUACCGGACAAACCAUUGCUUCCCAAAUUUUUAACCAAAAUUCUUCAAUAACAAUUGAUGAUAUAUUCCCAAUAAAAACAGAAGAAGAACUAGAAAUAUUUGAAGAAAGAAUCAAAAGCGAUAAGAUAUUUCGAAAUACUGCGACAUCAAAACUCUCGGUGCUGAUUGGCAUCAAAGAUAUUGGUGAUAGCACAAGGCGUUUGAUGUCCAAAAUGAUUGUAGAUGAAGUGCUUUGCAAUUAUUCACUAUUAGGUUUCAAGAAAAAAAAGAACUUUUCUCAACUAUCCACUUAUCGUUUAUUAAUUGACACCAUACGACUUAAUCCUAAAUUCCAAAAUAAAUUGGAUAAAGAAAUUGAUGUGCCGUUGGCUACUUGGUUAUCGCAUGCCAAGUUUCGUCUCCAGUCUUCCUAAUACAUAAAUUUUAUUAAUAUGUUAUACUAUACCUACAUAAAGACAUAAUAUCCAUACAUUUGUCUUAUUAUUAUAUUUUUUUUUCAAUAGUGAAGUUAUAACAUAUAAUUAUUAGUAUAAUAUCCUAAUAAUCAUAUUAUUUAUAUAUUUGUACCUAAUUAAUAUUUAUUUAAUGUUAAUAUUAUAUAAUAUAAUUUUGUAUGCAUGUUAAUAAAUUGCACAGUGCCUAUUCAAAA
Molecule: messenger RNA, 1177 nt
Organism: Aphis gossypii (cotton aphid)
Lineage: Eukaryota; Metazoa; Arthropoda; Insecta; Hemiptera; Aphididae
Exons: 6
Coding region: 81-941 (286 amino acids)
Source: RefSeq, a predicted model, not a curated record